AUGUGUGAUUGGUUUGCUGUUACAGUUGUACAUUCACUCGCCGGAAGAUCUGCCGUCAAAGAAAUCGAGAACGAUCCGAUACUGAAGGAAGUCGACAUAGAACAGAGGAAUUGCCGGUUUCCAGACGAAAACAACCUGAAGGUGUACGGCAUAUACAGUAACUCCGCGUGCAUUGUCAACUGCAGGGCCGAAGCUCAAAUGGAGAUGUGCAACUGCACUCCACACUAUUUGAGGAUUCCCAACACGCCCGUGUGUGGGAUCGAAGGACUCGGUUGCAUUACCAAACAUUCAGAGAUAUUUAGAGCGCUGAAAACGUACGAUUUCAAUAAACUCGGUCUUGUCUGCAACUGCGCAUCUAGCUGUACCGAACCGGAGUAUAAAGUCUUGUCUACCGAAAUCGGAUCGUUAAACGACGACGAAAACAGUGAAGAAGUCGCGUACGGUUCGAAGGUCGUGAUCGCUUUGGACAGACUGCCCAACGAAAGGCUUAAAAGAAACGUCGUCCGAUCCCGGAUGGAUUUGAUCGGUAGGUAUAGGCAGUAG
Molecule: messenger RNA, 543 nt
Organism: Adelges cooleyi (spruce gall adelgid)
Lineage: Eukaryota; Metazoa; Arthropoda; Insecta; Hemiptera; Adelgidae
Product: sodium channel protein Nach-like
Exons: 5
Coding region: 1-543 (180 amino acids)
Biological process (GO): sodium ion transmembrane transport
Cellular component (GO): membrane
Molecular function (GO): ligand-gated sodium channel activity
Source: RefSeq, a predicted model, not a curated record